AUGAGGCAACUGGCAACCGGACCAACCCCAAAUUGGGGCAACUGCAACCGAAAAAAAGACCGGACCAUGGUCCGGUUCAGUUCGGUCCACCGGUUUUUUGCGGUCCUAUGGACUGAACCUUUAAACACUAGUCCUGCGUGUCAUUGCGCUCUCAAAGUCAAGCUUGCGGCAGGUAGUAAUUUCCCUGGCCAGUAUUACAUAUGGUGCCAUGCCCACCACUACCACUACACCUUUAUGCCAGGCGUUGCACCCAAUGCCAUUUCAGCGCCCACCUCUCAUUCCUCUACAACCACCUUUAUCCACACGGUCGCUAUGUUCAUGCGUUCUGUGGAGGCUUCAACACGGGAGGCCAAACUUGCUCGUGCACAGGAGCUUGCGGACGAAGCCAAGGAAGAGGCUGAUUAUCAGGCAGCCCUUGCAGCUUCUCUCAGUCACUCUCCACCACACAACAACACUCAUUCCUCUCCUUCAGACUUUGCCUCCACCUCACACAUUACCUCCUCGCACUUUGCCUCCUCCUCAUGUAUCACCUCUUCCUCGCAUGUUGCCUCUUCCUCACGUGUUGCCUCCUCACGUUCUGGCCCAUUGUCCCUGGUUCGUUUUACACCCUCUCCUCCAGCACCACCCCCCAGCACUAGCACCAAGGCUCCAAAGCACACAAUCCAUCUUCGUUCUGAAUGGAUGCGGGGUUAUGAAGACAAGACGUCGCAACUGUUGAAGAAGCGAGGGCAAGCGCAGGGUGACAUGGCACUGCUCCACAAAUUUUUUAUCAUGUUCUGGCGACAGGAUGGUGCACCACCUGAGGUUCUAUCAGUGCAAGUUUUACAGGGGUGGCCAACAUGGACGUUAGCACAAUGCCCAAAGACCCUGGAGAAGCUCGGAACUGAAGUGCUUGAUGUCUACAACAUCCCCAGUCGUCACUGGGUCCAAGUUGAUGCCAGCUGGCCACACUCCGUAUCUACCAACACCCACCUCCUCUUUCGUUGCCGAAAUGUCAAGUGUUUGGACUUCGACAAGGAACUUGCUACCAUCAUGAGGAAGAACACUCACCUUCGCACCAACAUGCCAGGUGAUCGGAGUAGUGUAUGA
Laccaria bicolor S238N-H82 is the source of this 1089-nucleotide messenger RNA. RefSeq lists its product as uncharacterized. The record is from RefSeq and is a predicted model, not a curated record. The transcript has 5 exons. Lineage: Eukaryota; Fungi; Basidiomycota; Agaricomycetes; Agaricales; Hydnangiaceae. The coding region runs from base 1 to 1089 and encodes 362 amino acids.